GCGAUCGCCUGGACCGGCUGUAGCGCGGCUGUGACCGCCACUUGCUGCUGGGUCUCCCGAGCGGAGUGCAACGCGCAGAGGUGCCACUCGGAGGUGCCAUGCUUCGCAGGGCGCUGCAGCCCAGCAUGUGCCGGUGCCUCUCUACCCGGGGGCUCAGCGCACGCAGAGGAGGCUCCACGCUGGAUUGGGGUGGAAAGGUGUCUGAGAUUAAGAAGAAGAUCCGGUCAGCUCUGCCUGGAGGGUCCUGGGAUGCACCGUAUGACACCAGCCACCUACCCCCUGAACACGCAGACGUGGUGAUCGUGGGAGGUGGGGUGAUUGGCCUGUCUGUGGCCUAUUGGCUGAAGAGGUUGGAGGGGCGGCGAGGUGCCAUUCGGGUGCUGGUGGUGGAACGGGACCACACGUAUUCGCAGGCCUCCUCAGUGCUUUCUGUGGGAGGGAUUCGCCAGCAGUUCUCCGUGCCUGAGAACAUCCAGCUGUCUCUCUUCUCAGCCGACUUUCUACGCAACAUCAACGACUACUUGGCCGUAGUCGAUGACCCUCCCGUGGACCUCCAGUUCAACCCCUCAGGCUAUCUGUUGCUGGCUUCAGAAAAGGGUGCUGCCGUCAUGGAGAGCAACGUGAAGGUGCAGAGGCAGGAAGGAGCUAAAGUUUGUCUGAUGUCUCCUGAGCAGCUUCGGAACAAGUUCCCCUGGAUAAACACAGAGGGAGUAGCCUUGGCUUCUUAUGGGAUGGAGGACGAAGGUUGGUUUGAUCCCUGGAGUCUGCUGCAGGGGCUUCGGCGAAAGGUCCAGUCCAUGGGGGUCCUUUUCUGCCAGGGAGAGGUCACACGCUUUGUCUCUUCAUCUAACCGCAUGGAGGACGCAAGUGGGGAAGAAGUGAUUUUGAAAAGGAUUCACGAGGUCCACGUAAAGAUGGACCACAGCCUGGAGUACCAGCCUGUGGAGUGUGCCAUAGUGAUCAACACAGCCGGAGCCUGGUCUGGGCAGAUCGCAGAGCUGGCUGGUAUUGGGAAGGGGCCCCCUGGCACCCUGCAGGGCACCAGGCUCCCUGUGGAGCCGAGGAAAAGGUAUGUGUACAUAUGGCACUGCCCCCAGGGACCAGGCCUGGAGACUCCCCUUGUAGCAGACACCAGCGGAGCCUAUUUUCGCCGGGAAGGCCUAGGCAACAACUACCUAGGCAGCCGUAGCCCCACUGAGGAGGAGGAACCAGACCCAGGGAACCUGGAGGUGGACCACAGUUUCUUCCAGGAAAAGAUGUGGCCCCACCUGGCCCGGAGGGUGCCAGCUUUUGAGACUCUGGAGGUUCGCAGCGCUUGGGCAGGCUACUACGACUACAACACCUUUGACCAGAACGGUGUGGUGGGCCCCCACCCCCUAGUCCUCAACAUGUACUUUGCUACGGGCUUCAGUGGUCAUGGGCUCCAGCAGGCCCCUGCUGUGGGACGAGCUGUGGCAGAGCUGGUGCUGAAGGGCAGCUUCCAGACCAUCAACCUGAGCCCCUUCUCCUUCAGCCGCUUUUACUUGGGGGAGAAGGUCCAGGAGGCCAGUGUCUCCUGAGCUGCCAGGUCAUUCUGCCCCCAUGUGGCAGGGCAGAGAGGCCAACUGCGGGUUCUGAAGUUUUUCCCCUGAAGCCCAGACUGACAGAGUGAUGGCGAGACUUUGACACCCACCAAGGUAGUCCAGCUGAACAGAACACUCAGG
Molecule: messenger RNA, 1703 nt
Organism: Loxodonta africana (African savanna elephant)
Lineage: Eukaryota; Metazoa; Chordata; Mammalia; Proboscidea; Elephantidae
Product: FAD-dependent oxidoreductase domain-containing protein 1
Exons: 12
Coding region: 99-1559 (486 amino acids)
Biological process (GO): mitochondrial respiratory chain complex I assembly
Cellular component (GO): cytoplasm
Molecular function (GO): oxidoreductase activity
Source: RefSeq, a predicted model, not a curated record